AUGGGUGCUACAGUGCCAAUGCUCGUGGAUAUCCGGAUGUUGCGCUGGUUGGAGAAUAUUACGAUAUUGUCGCAAGUGUAUGGAACCUCAGCGUUGUCUCCGUCAUGGGCAGUAAUGAUUGCCUUGAUCAAUGGUUACCGGAUCAGUGAGGGAAAGUCUACAUUGGGAUUCCUGAAACGUUUGCUCCGUAGAAGUGCGAGGUCAGCAUUGAAUGAUAUCACAACUGGUCACAACCACGCGCGUGGUACUUAUGGAUAUCCUGCAGUAACGGGAUGGGAUCCAACGACUGGAUUGGGCUUUUUGAACUUUGCAAAGUUGAGGAAAGCUCUUGGUUGA
This is a messenger RNA of Mollisia scopiformis, 336 nucleotides long. RefSeq lists its product as uncharacterized. Gene Ontology annotation, biological process: proteolysis. The coding region runs from base 1 to 336 and encodes 111 amino acids. The record is from RefSeq and is a predicted model, not a curated record. The transcript has a single exon. NCBI's taxonomy places the organism in Eukaryota, Fungi, Ascomycota, Leotiomycetes, Helotiales, Mollisiaceae. Gene Ontology annotation, molecular function: tripeptidyl-peptidase activity; serine-type endopeptidase activity.